Messenger RNA from Zingiber officinale, 1621 nucleotides. Its product is annotated as inositol-tetrakisphosphate 1-kinase 5-like. Gene Ontology annotation, cellular component: cytoplasm. Lineage: Eukaryota; Viridiplantae; Streptophyta; Magnoliopsida; Zingiberales; Zingiberaceae. Bases 256 to 1239 code for a protein of 327 amino acids. Gene Ontology annotation, biological process: inositol trisphosphate metabolic process. The record is from RefSeq and is a predicted model, not a curated record. Gene Ontology annotation, molecular function: inositol-3,4,5,6-tetrakisphosphate 1-kinase activity; inositol-1,3,4-trisphosphate 6-kinase activity; inositol-1,3,4-trisphosphate 5-kinase activity. The transcript has a single exon.
GCAGUCCCUUCUUCCACUUCCCCAGCGCGUAUCCCUCGCCCGAUUGAUUCAUUCUUAUCCUUGAUUCGGCUUUCAGUGAGCGAGAAGAGGGGAAUAACCCUAAUUUAUCUUUGUUUUCUUUUCAUGUUUCGCUCUUGGAAAUCAACGAUUUCUGCUCGAUAAUCGUAGAUUCCGGUCGGUCUGUGCUCUAAAAUGCGGUUUGUUUCGCUGGCAAUCUGAGAUUAAGGAAGAAUUGCCAGGGAUUAGCUGCUCGCCAUGGCGGAGAACCCUCGGAGAUUUUCUGUAGGAUACGCGCUUGCUCCCAAGAAACAGCAGAGCUUCAUCCAGCCUUCGCUUGUCGACCUUGCACGGCAAAGGGGCAUCGACCUUGCCCCCAUCGAUACCUCCCGGCCCCUUGCCGACCAGGGCCCCUUCGACUGUGUGCUCCACAAACUCUACGGCGAGGAGUGGAAUGGUCAGCUCGAGAAUUUUGCCGCAAGAAACCCUAGCGUCCCCAUCGUCGAUCCACCCCAGGCUAUCGAGCGGCUCCAUAAUCGCAUCUCUAUGCUUCAGGUAGUGUCGGAGCUCGAAAUCCCCCAGGAGCGUGAAACCUUCGGGAUUCCUAGCCAGGUCGUGAUCUAUGAUUCUGCCGCCCUCUCCAACUCUGGCGUCGUCGGGGCCCUUCGCUUCCCUGUCAUUGCUAAGCCUCUGGUGGCCGAUGGCAGUGCUAAGUCCCAUAAGAUGUCGCUUGUUUUCCACCGUGAUGGCCUGCUAAAGCUGAAACCACCGCUUGUGCUGCAGGAGUUUGUAAACCACGGCGGAGUUAUAUUCAAGGUGUACGUGGUGGGGGAUUAUGUGCAGUGCGUGAGAAGGAAGUCCCUUCCUGAUGUCUCUGAAGAUAAAUUGGAGUCUGCUGAGGGGGCCGUCACUUUCUCCCAGGUGUCCAAUUUGACUGCACAGGAUCCAACGGAGGUAGAAUACUACAUGCAUCUGGAUGAGGCAGAGAUGCCUCCAUUGAGCUUUGUCACCGAGAUAGCUAGAGGUUUGAGGCGGGCUACGGGAUUACAUCUUUUCAAUUUUGAUGUGAUCAGGGAUGUGAAGGUUGGGAACCACUACCUUGUGAUCGACAUCAACUAUUUUCCUGGAUAUGCAAAAAUGCCAUAUUAUGAGAAAGCUUUGACAGACUUCUUCUGGGACGUCGUUCAUGAAAAGAAAGGACAAGGCGCUGGAGAUGUGGCCAUCGGCAAUGAGGAAAAAUAAUGUGAAAGAUAGUAAGGGGAGUGGAGAAUGCUUCCCUGAGCUUCAUGGAUAUGUCUUCUGCUUCUUAAAAAUCUAGUCUUCCUCAAAAAAUUGAAGGUACAAUUUGCACUUUUCUGCAAGAUAAGGCGUCCAGAGCACUGCAAGUGUCGGUGCAUGUUUUGUGUUUUGCCGAAUAAGUAGGUUUGGUAGUUGUUAGUUUUUAACAUGGGAAUGAGUUCAUUUGGUUCUUCCAUUGAAUAAUUAGUCAUGCCACCAUUAAGUUUUAACAUGCUUCCUCUGGUUAGUUAGGAGUGUGAGGUCAGUCCUUUAUCUGAAAUAUGAAGGAUUUUUUGUUACAUGUAGCUUGCCAUUUAGCAUUAUAUUUAAUCUUUCUUGCUAUUUA